UAUUCUUGUUUGUUCAGGGUUAAACAAAAGGAAGUAAUUAAGAAGGAAACCACUAAAAAAGCAGAACCUGCAGUGUCAGAAGAGGAGGAGACUGAAGAAGAACCAGAAACUCCUAAAAAGUCUUCACAGAAGACGCUGCCUUCAAAGAAACCUUCCUCUAAGGCUCUGAAAAAGAAGCGGUCCGUCAUUGUUCAGCCAGAGGAAGAGACUGAGACUUCUGAGGCAGAGCCUGAGACUUCAGAGGAAGAGCAGGAAAAGCCAAUCAAGGUUAAGCAAAAGAAAGUGAUUAAGAAGAAAAUCACUAAAAAAGCAGAACCUGCAGUGUCAGAAGAGGAGGAGACUGAAGAAGAACCAGAAACUCCUAAAAAGUCUUCACAGAAGACGCUGCCUUCAAAGAAACCUUCCUCUAAGGCUCUGAAAAAGAAGCGGUCCAUCAUUGUUCAGCCAGAAGAAGAGACCGAGACUUCUGAGGCAGAGCCUGAGACUUCAGAGGAAGAGCAGGAAAAGCCAAUCAAGGUUAAGCAAAAGAAAGUGCACAAAAAGAAGACCACUAAAAAAGCAGAACCUGUUGUGGCAGAAGAGGUGUCUGAAGAGGAACCAGAACCUCCAAAAAAGUCUAAGAAAAAACCUUCCAAGAAACCUUCUUCUAAAACUCGGAAAAAGAAGCAGUCCGAUGUUACUCAGACAGAUGAGUCUGUAUCAGAAGAAGAGGAAGCAGAGGAAGAGCAGCAAAAGCCAAUCAAGGUUAAACAAAAGAAAGUGCCUAAAAAGAAGAUCGCUAAAAAAGCAAAACCUGUAGUGACAGAGGAGGAGUCUGAGGAGGAACCAGAACCUCCAAAAAAGAUCACUAAGAAAAAGGCAGAAGACGAGGAGGCUGAAGGUCCAAAGCCUCUGAAGAAGUCUUCUAAAAAGAAACUGAAAACCACUGACAAAGCAGAAGACAAGGAGGCUGAAGAUGUACCAGAACCUCCAAAAAAGUCUUCUAAGAAAAAAUUAGCUCCCAAGAAACCAUCCUCUACGGCUCUUAAACAGAAGCUAAAACCGCUUCCUGCGAAAGAUGAGGAGCCAAAAGAUGCCGCAGAAGAAGAGAAGCCAGAGAAGAGCAAGACUCAGCAGGAUGGUACUAAAAAGAAAAUAAAGCGAAAAGUAAGACGCCCAGCUAGGAAACCUAAAAGGGUUAUGAAAGUUGUAAGGCCAAGAACCUCAAAGAAACCAUCAACUAAAAAAGAUGCCACGGAAAUUGUGGCUGAUCCAAAGAAAGGUGAUUUAGAGGAUGAAAAGGAAAUUGCUAAAGAAGGCAGUAGUGAAAAGAAGGCACUUGUACCAGAAAAGGGGCCUGCAAAGACUAAAAAAAUUUACAAGAAAGGAUCCCAAAAGAAAAGAUCACUGGUCAAACGUAAACCUAAAAAGGGCAGUAGUGCAAAGAAGGUACUGGCAGUAAAAGGUCCAGCAAAAACUGUGAAAAGUUCAAAGGAAAAAUCCAAAAAACAUGAUUCAGAGGCUGGAAAGGAGACUAAAGAAGGCAGUGGUGCAAAGAAGGCACCUCCAGUAAAAGCACCAGCAAAGAAGGCACCUCCAGUAAAAGCACCAGCAAAGAAGGCACCUCCAGUAAAAGCUCGAGUAAAGAAGGCACCUCCAGUAAAACCUCGAGCAAAGAAGGCACCUCCAGUAAAACCUCGAGCAAAGAAGGCACCUCCAGUAAAACCUCGAGCAAAGAAGGCACCUCCAGUAAAACCUCGAGCAAAGAAGGCACCUCCAGUAAAACCUCGAGCAAAGAAGGCACCUCCAGUAAAACCUCGAGCAAAGAAGGCAUCACCAGUAAAAGCUGUAGUAAAGAAGGCACCUCCAGUAAAAGCUGUAGUAAAGAAGGCACCUCCAGUAAAAGCUGUAGUAAAGAAGGCACCUCCAGUAAAAGCUGUAGUAAAGAAGGCACCUCCAGUAAAACCUCGAGCAAAGAAGGCACCUCCAGUAAAAGCUGUAGUAAAGAAGGCACCUCCAGUAAAACCUGUAGUAAAGAAGGCACCUCCAGUAAAACCUCGAGCAAAGAAGGCAUCACCAGUAAAAGCUGUAGUAAAGAAGGCACCUCCAGUAAAAGCUGUAGUAAAGAAGGCACCUCCAGUAAAACCUCGAGCAAAGAAGGCACCUCCAGUAAAAGCUGUAGUAAAGAAGGCACCUCCUGUAAAAGCUCGAGCAAAGACAGCAGUAAAACGUCCCACCAAGCCUUGGAAAACAUUUAAAUUUAAAUCUAAGAAAGUCUCACCAAAGACUGUAAAGCCUCAUAAGUAAGUGAAUAUCUAACCUGCGACGACAGAGCUACAGUUUGCAGCUGAUACUCCAGCACAUUCAAGCGACACAAACGACGAUCCCACUACCUGUAUCAAAUUAUUUUAUUUCCAUUUAUUUUUAUUUUUUUAAAUAUAAUAAAAUAAAACUAUAUUUUUAUAUUAAAUAAAUAUGUGUUGUGUUGAAAUUUCCAGAAAAAAUAUCUUCUUCCUAAAAAUGAAGUGUUUUAAUAUGAUUUUGCUUUAAGGCCCAGUAUCUUUUAGCUGUGCCAGUUGGUUUUAUACAAGGACACGGCAUAUGUUGUGCCACAUGUUUCAGGGGUGAUGCGCAUGACACUGGCACUGCAGUUAUGCCGUUUUUCGGAGGCAUUUUGCAUUACGAUGACUCUAUUUAUUCUACUAAGUUGAAUUUGUGUGCAAUUAUGACUAAGAAAUCAACAGUAGAGAACAUACCUUUAAUUAGCCUCCCCAAACCAAAAAACAAUCUUCAGCCUAUGGGCAUAACGACAAUGCACUAGACCCUCCCAUAAAAACAUUUGCAGCCCAUACAUGACCCUCACUCCGCCCACCAGCCAGCUUGUGUCCCUGGCUUCCCACCCACUUGAGAGAGAGAGAGAGAGGAUAACAUACCUCCCAACAACGGGACUACUGAUUUUGACAGCUCAACC
This is a messenger RNA of Xenopus laevis (African clawed frog), 2950 nucleotides long. RefSeq names its product nucleolar protein dao-5. The record is from RefSeq and is a predicted model, not a curated record. NCBI's taxonomy places the organism in Eukaryota, Metazoa, Chordata, Amphibia, Anura, Pipidae.